GUUUGUUUUUUGUUGUGUGCUUUAACCUCACUUCUAUUCCAUCUACCCUUUCACUCAAAACCCCAAAACGAUCCUCAUUUUUCCAUCACUCAACACCACCGACCUUCCGGCGGUGUUUUCCGGCAACCCACCACCUUCUUUCCUUCUUUCUCAAUCGUUUAGUUCUGUUAAAGUUCUUCGUUUGAAUUUAUGAUGAGAACACCAUUCAGCAACUAAUUUUCCUCUGCAAAGAAGUAUUGUAUGGAACUGUGGUGGAUUUAGUUCUUGAGAUCUUUAUAGCGGAAGGCCAAAUAGUCACUUCUAAUUCCAGAGACUUGAACCCUUAUUUAGAUUCAAAGUGAAAACAGAUAGAAAUGAUUGUAGCUAGAAAUUUCUCCCCUUCAAAGCUUAAGCCGCUCUUUUAUUUAUCACUCCUUUCUGAGUGCAAAAGUGAUGUGCAGUCGAAUCUUUUUAUAACCUUAACACCAGACUCAAACCCCCAUCUCCAUAGACUUUCAAAAAUUUUGCCACAUCGAUCAGGUAAUUUGUUUAGGCAUUUUUCUUCACAACCUGCAGAUUCAGCGCCAAAAAAAAAUUUGCCCCUCUCCCGUGAGGGUAAUUAUGACGAAGGCACUUCUCAAUCUUUUCAUGUCUGUCCUGGUUGUGGGGUUUAUAUGCAAGAUUCCAACCCUAAACACCCUGGUUAUUUCAUUAAACCCUCUGAGAAGGACAUUAAUUAUAAAUUGCAUACCCAUCUUGAACCUGUUGCACAAGAGCCUGAAUUCUCUAAUACUGUUAAAAAAGGGUUUGUUAUUGAACCAGAAAAGCUUAAUAGUGAUGCCAAUUUGACCAGGAAGCAAGAAAAGCCAGUGGUAUGUGCACGUUGUCAUUCCUUGAGGCAUUAUGGGAAGGUGAAGGAUCCAACUGUGGAAAAUUUGCUACCAGAUUUCGACUUUGAUCAUACAGUGGGGAGGAAGUUGGCAUCAACAACUGGGACCCGUUCGGUGGUGCUUAUGGUUGUGGAUGCAGUGGAUUUUGAUGGGUCAUUUCCGAGGAAGGUUGCAAAGUUGGUUUCUAAGACAAUUGAAGAUAAUUAUUCUGCGUGGAAGCAGGGUAAAUCAGGGAACGUGCCUAGAGUCAUACUUGUGGUUACAAAGACUGACUUAUUGCCUAGCUCAUUGUCACCAACAAGAUUGGAGCAUUGGAUUAGGCAAAGAGCUAGAGAGGGCGGCAUUAUUAAGAUUACUAGUUUGCACAUGGUGAGUGCACUCAGAGAUUGGGGACUUAAGAAUCUUGUGGAUGACAUAGUUGAUUUGGCUGGAUCUAGAGGGAAUGUAUGGGCUGUUGGGGCACAGAAUGCAGGAAAGAGUACAUUAAUAAAUUCUAUAGGCAAGUAUGUUGGAGGGAAGAUUACACAUCUGACAGAAGCACCUGUUCCAGGGACUACACUGGGCAUUGUAAGAGUGGAGGGUGUUCUUCCAAGUCAGGCAAAAUUAUUUGAUACACCUGGCCUUCUCCAUCCUUACCAGAUUACAACAAGGUUGAUGAGAGAAGAGCAAAAGCUUGUUUACAUGACCAAGGAGUUGAAACCUAGGACAUAUAGAAUUAAGGCUGGUCAUUCGAUUCACAUAGCUGGUCUUAUGAGAUUGGAUAUAGAAGAAACGUCCCUGGAUACUAUCUAUGUCACAGUGUGGGCAUCUCCUUAUCUUCCUCUGCAUAUGGGUAAAGUAGAAAAUGCAUGUAAAAUGUUUCAAGACCAUUUUGGAUGCCAGUUACAGCCACCAAUUGGAGAGAAACGAGUUGAAGAAUUAGGGAAUUGGGUGAAAAGGGAAUUUCAUGUUAGUGGAAACAGUUGGGACUCGAGUUCUGUAGACAUUGCUGCUGCUGGCCUUGGUUGGUUUGCCAUUGGACUUAAAGGAGAAGCAGAGUUGGGUGUUUGGACUUAUGAAGGAGUUGAUGUUGUUCAACGCAACUCCUUGAUACCCUAUAGAUCAAAUACUUUUGAAGUUACAGGAUUUACCGUAUCAAAGAUUGUCUCACAGUCUGACCGAGCUUCAAAUAAGCCACGUCAACAAAAUGACAAAAAGACGAAGCGGAUUGACUCAAAAUUGCUAUCUAGUUCAGUUGAAUCAUCACCGUUGACUUCUGAAGGAGGCAUAUAAUGAUGAUGUCAGUUUUGAAGAAAUCCAAAGGAAUUUAAUUGCCAUUUAGUUUCUAUACAAUACAAGAGAUGAAUCAAAAUGCUAACUAAUCACAUAAUUUCAGGCUUGAUUCAAGCAAUGGGAGUGAUGUGUGAUGGUGGUGAGGAUCAGUGUGGCAUAAGACAGUUUCGUAUUCCAUUUAUUUUUCAAAGAGGUGUCCUAAAUUUUUCAGAAAUAAUUUAUGUUGUGUUUUUUAUUCUAUUAUUGCGGAUCAGAAUUGACACUCAAAGUUUGGAUCCUUCUGAGUUAGCUGAGUUGGUUUAAUGAGCUAAUUAACAUUGCACCUAAAUUGGUUCUCGUUUGAGAAAUUCAAUUCAAUCAUUGACUUUUGAAAAGGAAGAUAUAUAUGCAAUAUAUUCUCCAAUGAUAUUAGUAGAAUGUGUGCGUGGUUCACAUUGAAUUGUAAUUUGUAGCACAAUCCAGCAGUGGGGCUAAAUAUUGUAGUAUGACUUAUAUGCUACAACUAACUUUUUGUGGAUUAACACUAGAUCGUAGAUCAAUGCACUGGAAGUUUAAUUUUA
Messenger RNA from Cicer arietinum (chickpea), 2701 nucleotides. RefSeq names its product GTP-binding protein BRASSINAZOLE INSENSITIVE PALE GREEN 2, chloroplastic. NCBI's taxonomy places the organism in Eukaryota, Viridiplantae, Streptophyta, Magnoliopsida, Fabales, Fabaceae. The record is from RefSeq and is a predicted model, not a curated record. Gene Ontology annotation, cellular component: mitochondrion. Gene Ontology annotation, molecular function: GTP binding.